Molecule: messenger RNA, 333 nt
Organism: Penaeus monodon (black tiger shrimp)
Lineage: Eukaryota; Metazoa; Arthropoda; Malacostraca; Decapoda; Penaeidae
Product: superoxide dismutase [Cu-Zn]-like
Biological process (GO): removal of superoxide radicals
Molecular function (GO): superoxide dismutase activity; copper ion binding
Source: RefSeq, a predicted model, not a curated record
CGCCGGCGGGCACUACAACCCUUCGGAAGCAACCACUCCGCGCCCGACGCCACCCAACGCCACGUCGGGGACCUCGGCAACAUCCUCGCCGGGGAAGACAGCGUCGCCCACGUUGAUAUUCUGGACGACACGGUGACUCUGUUCGGGUGGUACUCCGUGCUGGGUCGUGCCGUGGUCGUGCACGCCGGCGAGGACGACCUGGGCCUCGGCGGGAACGACGGGUCCCUCUCCACGGGCAACGCGGGGGGUCGUGUGGCCUGCUGCACCAUCUUCGCCGUCCCCGAGUAGAGGGGAAGGAGGGGAAAAGAGGGGAAGGGGGGAGGGAAGGAGGGG